AUGAAAAAUUAUGAUGAUAAUGAAGAUGAUCUUGUUGAAAUGGAUUUCGCGUUACCAUCUGAUUUUGAGCUGUAUGGUUCUUGUAAUGGUAUUAUAUGCAUCUGGAAUCAUCAAAACAAUUGCUUCGGUUUUUGGAACCCGGACACCAUGGAAUACAAAGACGCACCUCGAUCACCAAAUAAAUAUAUGUACGUCGGACAUGACGUAUAUGCUUUUGGUUAUGAUGCCAAGAAUGAUGAUUAUAAGCUGGUGAAUAUGAUAGACCCUGAAGGAGUAUGUGAUGAAGACUGUAAUAACGGAGUAAAGGAUGGUCGUUGGUUCGUCGAAGUUUACACGUUGGGGACGGACACUUGGAAAAACAUUGAACCUAUCCCUUAUGUGUUUUAUAGAAAGGCAGUAUUUGGGGUGCUUGUCAAUGGAGCUCUUCAUUGGUGGGGCGACAAACGUGUCAAGGAGCAGUCUAACUCCACGGUUAUAGUUUCUUUGGAUAUCAGUGAUGAGAGAUUCCGAGAGAUGCAACUAGCUGAGGAAAUGUUGGGUGAUGACCGUUAUAUGGUGAGUAUAGGAGCAUUGGAAGGGCGCCUAUGUGUAUUCGUCCAUGUUGAUGAGACAUUUCAUGUCUGGGUAAUGCAAGAAUAUGGAGUUCAAGAAUCUUGGACAAAACUUUAUAACAUUAACUAUAGAGUGUUUACUUCUCCUUAUGAUAUUGUGAGGCUUGUGUGGUCUUUUAAGGAUGGUGAGAUUUUGCUUCAGAUUCUGGAUACAGAUGAUCUAGUUUUAUACGACCCUGUGAAUGGAAUGUUGGAGUGGUCAAGUGGGGACAAUAUCAGUGCUAUGCGGUCGGGUCCGGAAGUAGGGUCCGACGGUCAGUGA
Messenger RNA from Papaver somniferum (opium poppy), 873 nucleotides. Its product is annotated as F-box/kelch-repeat protein At3g06240-like. Gene Ontology annotation, molecular function: protein binding. The coding region runs from base 1 to 873 and encodes 290 amino acids. The record is from RefSeq and is a predicted model, not a curated record. The transcript is spliced from 2 exons. NCBI's taxonomy places the organism in Eukaryota, Viridiplantae, Streptophyta, Magnoliopsida, Ranunculales, Papaveraceae.